AUGAAACGACAAUUAAAAGAAGAAUCCACUAAAGGUGCAAAAAAAACAAAACGCGACGAAAUGAACAUGAAUGAAAUGAUAGAGUUGGCAAUGACUGAUCAGGUUCUUGUAUUCGGAUCCGAAUCAGCAACUCUAUCGUCCAUUAAAUUGAAUAAUGUUGAGUGUCCUCAGGAAAUUCUCUCCUUAAUUCUUGAUUAUGCAAAUGUUGAGGCAUUGCAAAACAUUAAAUUGGUUUCGAAGAGUUUUUAUGACCUUUCUGUGAUGGAUAAACGUUAUGAGAAGGCCAUGAUGGAGGAGUUUCCAUUGUAUUCUAGAAGAUUAAAGCAUUUAAAUGAGUUUAAUGGCUUGGUGAUGAAAUUGUUGAAGAGAAGAUUUGUAACAAAGAAUGAUGAUGAGAGACUUGAGAGAUUGUUUUGGUGGAUUGUUGGAAAAUCAGAAGGAAAAUGUGAUAAUGUUGAAAAGAUUAUUGUGGAUAAUUCAUUGGUUGACAUUGCUGCUAGGAUUGAAACUAAAUUCUAUAAGGUUUUGGAUCAUUUGGUUAGUAUUGGAAGAGAUAAUGAUAUGGAUGAUUUUGAAGAUGAUGGUGGAAUGUAUGCUGUGUGUAAAAUCAUCUCUGAAGGAGAAGAAUAUUACAACAAGAUUUGUGCUGACCCUGAAUCAGGAGCUGAGAGUGAGGGAUAUGAAAACUACAUGUAUCCAUUCAAUCGAACAACUUACAUUCCAGAGGAUUAUUCUGAAUCUGAACUUGAAGAAGUCUAUGAAGCAUUAGCUUCUGGUUAUAAAGCAUUCAAAGAAUUGAAUUUGUAA
This is a messenger RNA of Naegleria gruberi, 807 nucleotides long. RefSeq lists its product as uncharacterized. Gene Ontology annotation, molecular function: protein binding. The transcript is spliced from 2 exons. The record is from RefSeq and is a predicted model, not a curated record. Bases 1 to 807 code for a protein of 268 amino acids. NCBI's taxonomy places the organism in Eukaryota, Heterolobosea, Eutetramitea, Acrasida, Naegleriidae.